AUGUUUGUACGAUUAUCCGUUGAAUGUCCAGGAUCAGUUGAUUGGACAGACAAACUCGAUGUCAUCUUUACGAAGCUGAUCCGAUCAUUUCGCCUCGGUAGCGUCGUAGGGCUUUGCCAGCAGUUCAAUUCAGAAGGUGCAUCAGGUUUCAUUACGUAUGCAAUGGGAACCCAGUGUCAUGAGAAACUGAUGAAGAACUUGCAAUCAGUUUUUCAACUAGUGGAAUCUUAUUUGCAUCCAUCAAAUCAUGGCAUGCACACACAACAUCUGCUAGUUUUUAUGAAUAAGCUGUCGUUAUGCGUUCUGUCGCGUGUAAAGAGGGAACGAAUGGAGAAGACUUCUAGCAAGUCCCGGACAUUUGUGAAGAUUCCGGCCUCGAUGCGGCUUACGCAAGCUCACCUUGACGAGUUUGUCACGCAAAUACUGCCGUGCCUGAAACUAGCCAUGUUCUCGAAAGCACGAAAUGAAUUUGUGGCUCCAAUAGUGAAGUGUUGCUGCAGUAUAAGUCCGAAAAUUGUACUUCCUGCCGUUCUUGACGUCGUCUACCCUGCCCUGGAGACACUCACUGAACCGCAUCGUUUACUUCAAGCAUUACAAGUGCUUGUAGCUGUAGCGCCGGUGCUAGCUAAAGACCAGCCUGACAAAAACGGGAAGACGUUCCGGUAUAGUUGUUCUCAAACUUGA
Cooperia oncophora is the source of this 684-nucleotide messenger RNA. Lineage: Eukaryota; Metazoa; Nematoda; Chromadorea; Rhabditida; Trichostrongylidae. The record is from the annotation of a GenBank genome assembly.